Molecule: messenger RNA, 2009 nt
Organism: Dermacentor andersoni
Lineage: Eukaryota; Metazoa; Arthropoda; Arachnida; Ixodida; Ixodidae
Product: nose resistant to fluoxetine protein 6-like
Molecular function (GO): acyltransferase activity, transferring groups other than amino-acyl groups
Source: RefSeq, a predicted model, not a curated record
UUUACAGCAUCUUCCUAUGCAUUCUCCUAGUCAUCGUUAUGGCCGCAACCUUGGUGGACUAUAUUAUGGAUCAAGUGCCAAAGAAAAAGCAAGAAUACAGAGCAUUGAUCAAUGUGGCCAAGGCUUUCUCAGCGACGUCCAAUACACGGAUACUGCUCACGGUGGCUGAUAAGAAUAAUGCCAACCACUACGCCCUGCAGUUUCUACACGGCAUGCGGUUCCUCUGCAUCGGCCAUAUUGUGGUUUGCCACUGCGGUCAGACCAUAUCGGAUAAUUGGUCCCGUUACCUAAAUAUGCUCAUUUUAUCUGAAGAAUGGCCGUACAUGCUUCUAUCUGCGGGGUUCAGCAGCGUUGACACCUUCUUUUUUCAGAGCGGCUUCUUUUUGUGCUUGUCGGUGAGCAAACAGAAGAAUAAUGGGCCAUUUGCAUUCGUCGUUGGUUUGGUGAGACGCUACAUCAGAACGGCAAUUCCCUUGUUCUUCAUCAUCAUGUGCUUGUAUGUCCUGCCACGUCUCGUCUCUGGACCAGAUACCAAGGCUUUCUUUCUGGAGUUGUACAGCGGCAUGGGUCGCUAUUGGUUGCACCUGAUCCUUAUGAUCCGAAACUACGCUGACACGACCGCCUUGGAUGUGCUGCCCCACGUCUGGUAUUUAUCCACCGACUUCCAGCUCUUUGCAAUCUCCCUCUUGAUGUUGCUGCUAUUCAAAAGGCGGAGAAUGCUGGCCAUCGGAGUAUUCAUCGCCGUCUCCUUACUGGGUUGCGCCAUCGCAACUUGGUCAGUGGGCGGUUCUGUGCUGCUGCCAUUUAUGGCCUUUCCAGCACCCAACUUACAUGUAAUGGACAAAACGAUGAAUGAUUACUACGUCCGACCAUACUAUCACGCCGUCUGCUACUUCAGCGGGUGCAUAACGUACCUCCUGAUGGACGACUUCAGAAAUCGAAAAAUCACCAAGGCGACGCAGAUUGCUGGCUGGUGCAUAUCCCUCGGCUGCGGCUUCUGCUGCGUAUUCAUGAAGCUCCCCUGGUACAGGAGCCCUACUCCGUCCACAGAAAGCAUCAAACUGAUUGCGGCGUUCUUCGAUCGUAUUCUUUGGUCGGCCUUUUUGAUGUGGGUUACGCUGGCUUGUUCCUCGGGUCGUGGCGGGUUAGUAAACAAGCUGCUGUCGUGUAAUGUAUUUGUGGCGCCGAGCAAGCUUUCGUUCGGAGUCUACCUCAUCCACCUGCCUUUCAUCCGACUCUACCUGCAGGCUUCUAGGGAGCGCCUAUUCUGGUCAACGUUCAACAUGGCCUCAAUGUACUUCGGUGUCCUUGCGUGGAGCUACCUGCUGGCCUACUUCCUCUAUCUUGCGUGCGAGGCUCCGACGGCCGCACUGGACAAAAUUGCUUUCACGAGGAUCAUACGGGGAAGCGAAAAUGCGAGUACACUGGAGAAUAAGCGGCACCUGAACGGGAUAGACGUGCAACACGGGAAAAAAACCGAAGACGGCAUAAUUUCUCGCUUAUAAUGGAGGCGUGACCAGACACAUUCUACUUUUAGAAAUGCUAAAGCUGCACGAAACACUUGGAUGAACACGAAGACUCAUAUAUGUAUAUAGGUGCUGUGUGUAUACACCGCCUCUAUGUGUUUCGAGUCUCGCAUUUCGCCAAUGUCAUUGCGCUGCCUGCAAGCGACGGCAUGGCGCCUCUUACAAACAGAUACAUAUCCGAACCCGGUGGCCUACCACCGCUACUACCCGGACCUUUACACGGAUAGAUGUAGAUUCUGUGAAGAAAGGGCGGACCUACAACAUAUUGUUUGGGCUUGUCCUCGUACACCCAUACAGAAUAAAAUAAUUAAGACCAGAGAGCAGUGGGAGACCGCGUUGCUCAGCUGUGCACCGGAAGACCAACUCAAGGCAAUCCAGCAGGCCGAAGAUGCCGCCAGGGCCCAAGGGCUCGAGGCCGUCAUUUAGGUAGAGGCCUAGGUCUCAAAUCUGCUGUGCACAAAUAAAGUUUAUUCCUCCUCCUCC